Molecule: messenger RNA, 1059 nt
Organism: Ogataea angusta
Lineage: Eukaryota; Fungi; Ascomycota; Pichiomycetes; Pichiales; Pichiaceae
Exons: 1
Coding region: 1-1059 (352 amino acids)
Source: RefSeq, a predicted model, not a curated record
AUGGUUGCGCUGUCAUCACCAUAUAGGCUGGACUCAUACACCAGUCCUGUCCUGUGCUCGACGCCAUCUUUGCAAUGUCUUCUACUCAGCAAACAGGCCACCAGUUUCCGGUCCCACCGGUCCCCCGGUUCUCUGGACUCACUUUCCUCUAACACCACCAGCACCACCUCCAGCACCAACGACUCGCUGGAAGAGUUUUCUUCUGCUGACGAGUGGCAAGUGGACUCAGACACGGAGUACGACAUGAACAGCUUCAUCUCGCUCAAGUCUUGCUGUGUGCGCAGCGAGUGUCACGAGCAUCCACUGGAGGGAGACGUUGAUAUGGAGAAUUUCAAAAACACUGCUAGACAGCCCGUUCUGCCUCCACAGCCUUCCAAAGCCACCAGACUGCUCAGAGCAAUAAAAAGUUUCAGGAGUUUGCCUAGCAAUUCGGGGCUGCUCCACUUUAACGAGCGAAUGACCGACGACAUAAUACCUAGAGCCAAAACCCCAGAGCCAGUGGCGAUCCCGCUGCAGACUUUCAGUAUCGAAUCGCGCUUGAUGAAAACACAAAAGUCCUAUACCCCUGCCGCGCCAACUCGUGCGCGCGAGCCCCGGAUCAACUCUAAUUUCCUCAGAGUCUACGCCUUGGACUACUGCUGCAAGAAUGCUGGACAUCUGCAGCUUUCCGACUACGAAAUCGAUCUCUACUACCAAGAGUACUACGAGUCUGGCAUGGAAUCCUUCGACGAAUACCUCGACGAGGCAGGAUACGAGAUGAGCCCUGUGCUGCGCCAGCAGCUCAAGCUGGGCGUGCUCGCCAGAGAAAAGCUGUGGAACAGCGUCAUCCUGCCUCCACGCAACGACCCGAUCUGCCAUGUGCGUGAAAAGUACGUCUCGUGCGACAAACGAGCAAACGCCUUAGUGCGCACGUCUGGCAAGUUUGUGCCGUGGCUCAACUUGCAAGACUUCGACUCGAACAACAAAAAAUGUGUGCGUCCAAACGGCCACACUGCCAAUCUGACCCAGUUCACCGUCAAGGGAUGGUGCAACGAGAGAUGGCUCGCUAAGACCGCCUAA